AUGGUCUCUCCUUUGUUCGGCGAGGCCUUAGGUCUCGCCUUGACCCUGCUUCGCUCCCUGUCUGCUGAUUUCGGCCCUUCUUCUACUCUCCGUUCUUCCUUUAUUACCUGGCUAUGCUGCCGUUUCCAGCUCCUUAAAACUGCAAUUGACUUCGUCAUGGAGCUCUUCUACCUUUUCUUUUGCCUUUCCUUGACUGUCGCACAGUCCCCGGUCGUCAACCUAGACUAUGCUAGCUACCGAGGACGUUCAUUGCCAAAUGGUGUCUCGCAGUGGUUAGGAAUGCGCUUCGCCGCUCCUCCAAUUGGGGAUUUACGGUUUGCUGCUCCUGAAGAUCCGACAACUCAGCAAGGGGUUCAGAACGCAACCAAUCAUGGACUUCUCUGUAUCCCCGUCGCAAGCAGUCUAAACACUCCAGUUCCAAAGCAGAGGUCCGAAGAUUGUCUCUUUCUAGAUGUUUAUGCGCCUACGAAGUCAAUUAGAUCAAACGGCACGCUGCCUGUAUACUUCUUCAUUCAAGGUGGAGGAUUUGCUGACCUCUCCAAUGCAAACUAUAAUGGAUCGGGCCUGGUACAAGCCUCCGGCCGGAAUAUGAUUGUUGUCACAUUCAAUUAUCGCGUGGGUCCUUACGGCUUUCUCGCCAGUGACGAAGUGGAGAGCGGAGGUAGUCUCAACAAUGGUCUAAAAGAUCAGAUUAAAGCUCUGAAGUGGGUGAAGAAGUAUAUCCGCAAUUUCGGAGGAGACCCAAACCGCAUCGUCAUCGGCGGUGACAGCGCCGGCGGCGCAUCCGUAACCCUCCUUCUAUCCGCCUACGGCGGCCGAAACGACAGCCUCUUCAUCGGCGCAGCAGCUGAAUCCCAAAGUUUCGGAACAAUGCUAGACGUCUCCGAAAGCCAAUUCGCCUACGACAACCUUGUCUCCCGCACAGGGUGUACCAAUCAAGACGACACACUCGCCUGCCUCCGCAGCCUAGACAUAAAGACUCUCCAAAACCAAAACAUCGGCACUCCACUGCCCGGCGGCACAAACAAACCCUUAUACCUCUACAGCCCAACCAUAGACGGCGACCUAGUCCAAGACCACACGCUCACUCUCUUCCGCAAGGGGAAAUUCAUCAAAGUCCCCGUCAUCUUCGGCGACGACACGGACGAAGGCACCAUCUUUGUUCCGAAGAGUACUUCCACCCUCGCUGCGGCCGAUACCUUCAUCAAGGACCAAUUCCCAAGUAUAUCAGCGUCCCAAAUGGCCAAAGCGCCUACUGGCCCCCCCACAGCCUCCGCCUACGGCGAAAUCCGCUACAUAUGCCCGGGCAUCGAGAUGAGCUCCGUCUACGCAGCUGCAGGCGUUAAUAGCUGGAACUACCACUUCGCCGUGCAAGACCCGCAUUUCGAAGAAAUCGGCGAAGGAACAACGCACACCGUCGAGGUGAAUGCGAUCUGGGGACCCGAUUAUGUGAGCGGUGUUCCGCCGGACUCGUAUUAUACGAGCAAUGCGCCCAUUGUCCCGCUGAUGCAGGGCUAUUGGACGAGUUUUGGUCGCCGGAGUGGGGGACUUGGGGGGAACUAUAGGCGGAUCUUUGUUAGGACGAAUGAGACGGCUAUGGAGAGUGUGCCGGCUGCGCAGAGGGAGAGGUGUAAGUAUUUGGCUAGUAUUGGGGUGGACUUGAGGCAGUGA
This is a messenger RNA of Penicillium manginii, 1671 nucleotides long. RefSeq lists its product as uncharacterized. The transcript is spliced from 5 exons. The coding region runs from base 1 to 1671 and encodes 556 amino acids. NCBI's taxonomy places the organism in Eukaryota, Fungi, Ascomycota, Eurotiomycetes, Eurotiales, Aspergillaceae. The record is from RefSeq and is a predicted model, not a curated record.